Messenger RNA from Australozyma saopauloensis, 831 nucleotides. RefSeq names its product proteasome regulatory particle lid subunit. Gene Ontology annotation, biological process: proteasome-mediated ubiquitin-dependent protein catabolic process. NCBI's taxonomy places the organism in Eukaryota, Fungi, Ascomycota, Pichiomycetes, Serinales, Metschnikowiaceae. The transcript has a single exon. Bases 1 to 831 code for a protein of 276 amino acids. The record is from RefSeq and is a predicted model, not a curated record. Gene Ontology annotation, cellular component: proteasome regulatory particle, lid subcomplex; proteasome regulatory particle; nucleus.
AUGACCCUUCCAUCGUUAUCCGCAGAAUUGUACGCACUCCACGACGCCAAAGACUACGCUGGCUGUCUCAAGCUCCUUUCCCCCAUCAAAAUCGAGUUGAUCAAGCACAAUUUGCUUGUUCCAUUGCCAUCCAACACAUCCAGCGAAGAACAGCUCAAUGACCUCAAAAUCGCCGAGAGAAUCUUGGAGAUCGGAUGCUACUCGCUGCUCUUCAUCAGCGACUACGACUCGUUCGAGUCCAAUUUCUCCCAGUUGCGUCCCUUCUAUUCUUGUAGACAGUUGCACCAAAACCAUGAACAUACCACCGAGGCCACCAAGAUCAUCUCUCUUUAUUUGAUCUACUUGCUUCUGCAGGGCCGUAUUAGUAGAUUCCAUGUCGAAUUGGAGUAUAUCGUCAAUACCGACACGUUUGAUGUGGAUAAGGAUAAAUACUUGCAGUACCCAAUUGAGUUGGAGAAGAACUUGAUGGAGGGCAACUAUAUCCAGGUAUGGCGCCUGUUGCAGAACGACGCCUCGCUCCCGUGUCCUGAGUUCGGACACUUCAAGGAUACGUUGGUGAACACCUUGCGGUAUGAGAUUGCCAAGUCGCUUGAGAAAACCAACAAGAAGAUCCCUGUGCUGAACUGUAAAACGUUGUUGUACUUCCCGCAGGAACAGUCGGACCUGGCUUUUGAGCAGGUGUUGAAGCUGCAGCUUGAUGUUUCCGGAUGGGAGUUCCGCGAUGGUUUCAUCCACUUUGACAUUGAACACAAGAAUGAUUCGAUUUCCGAUAACUCGGCGAUCAUCAAGAACGUGUUGUGUUACGCGGAGCUGAUUGAGUCGAUCGUUUGA